Messenger RNA from Coniophora puteana RWD-64-598 SS2, 1695 nucleotides. RefSeq names its product cytochrome P450. The transcript is spliced from 10 exons. The coding region runs from base 1 to 1695 and encodes 564 amino acids. Gene Ontology annotation, molecular function: iron ion binding; oxidoreductase activity, acting on paired donors, with incorporation or reduction of molecular oxygen; heme binding. NCBI's taxonomy places the organism in Eukaryota, Fungi, Basidiomycota, Agaricomycetes, Boletales, Coniophoraceae. The record is from RefSeq and is a predicted model, not a curated record.
AUGUCCUCCCUUCCCGUCUCCUUAGACUCCAUCACCAACACUCUGAACACCUACUCGGAUCAGAUCGACUCUUUCGUUGGUCAAUCAUCAACCGUAUCAACCAAGGCCCUUGUCGUCACAGGCGGUGCCCUUGCUUCGUACCAGCUAUGGAAGCUCACCUCCUACCUCUACCGACACUUCUUCGCCUACAGCGGCCUUCCCGGCCCCAAGCGCUCACAUUGGUUCUUUGGGAACAUCAGGGAGAUGAUGGGCGAGAACACCCAUGAGGUUCAGAAGCAAUGGGUAGAGCAAUACGGAUCCACCUUCGUAGUUCAUAACAUUCUUGGAGGAAAACGCCUCUUCACGACGGACACACGCGCUCUGAGCCAUAUACUCCUCAAUACCUACGACUACCCAAGAUCGGACGAGGCUCGUUUUCGUUUGGCGCGUAUCAUGGGUCACGGUCUACUCUUUGCUGAGGGUGAUCAGCAUAAGCUACAGCGGAAGGUCAUGAACCCCGCGUUUGGCCCCAUUCAGCUUCGAGAACUGACACAAAUCUUCGUGGAGAAAUCUAACCUCCUGCGCGACGCCUGGCUUUCUGAAAUCGCCAAAACAUCCUCGAAUCGCGUCGACGUACUUGACUGGCUUAGCAAGAUGACUCUUGAUGUGAUCGGCCUGGCAGGCUUCAACUAUAACUUCAAUGCUCUCAAUCCAGAUGCAGAGCCAAACGAGCUCAACGAGGCCUUUGGUUCUCUUUUCCGUGCUGGUGGAAGCCCCGUGGCGAUGUUCCUCGCUAUGUGGCUCCCAUUCUUGGAUUGGCUGCCUAGAGAGCGAGGCCGCCAGGUCGCAACUGCUAAAGGUACGAUGGCUCGGAUAGGGCGAGAGCUACUGGCAGAGAGUAAAGCGGCUGCACUGGAAGAGCAGAAAUCGGGCAAAAAGUCCCGCGCAAGGGACCUCUUGACUUUGCUCGUGAAGGCCAAUAUGGCAGAGGGUGCCAAUAACAUGUCUGACGAAGACGUUUUGGCUCAAAUCCCAACUUUCCUCGUCGCUGGCCACGAGACGACGAGCACGGCCACCUCGUGGGCGCUCAUGUCUAUUGCAGAGAACCCGGACAUCCAAGCGCGCCUCCGGGAGGAGAUCGCUUCGCUCGGCACGGACACGCCGACGAUGGACGAGCUCUCGGAGGGCUCGCUGCCGUACCUCGACGCGGUCGUGCGCGAGAGCCUGCGGCUGCACUCGCCCGUGCCGUUCGCGGCGCGCAAGGCGGCGCGGGACGACGUGAUCCCACUGGGGACGCCGUACACGGAUGGGCGAGGGCGGGUGCACACGGAGCUGCGCGUCGAGGCUGAGAACACGAUGAUCGUGCCCAUAUAUGCCAUGAACACGGCGGAGGAGAUCUGGGGGUCCGAUGCGACGGUGUUUAACCCCGAGCGGUGGAUGCAGGGCGGGGGGCCCGAGAAGGCGCAUGGGCUGCCUGGGGUGUGGGGGCAUCAGAUGACGUUUUUGGGAGGGCAGCAUGCGUGCAUUGGAUAUAAGUUUUCGUUGUUUGAGAUGAAGGCGUUGCUGUUCUCGCUCGUGAAGGCGUUCGAGUUUGAGCUGGCGGUUCCGGUGUCGGAUAUUGGGGUGCGGCAGACUGUUGUGAGACGGCCGAUUGUGAAGUCGCAGAAGGAGAAGGGGGCGCAGAUGCCGCUCUUGAUCAAGCCAAUUCCGGCGUAG